Molecule: messenger RNA, 4083 nt
Organism: Cricetulus griseus (Chinese hamster)
Lineage: Eukaryota; Metazoa; Chordata; Mammalia; Rodentia; Cricetidae
Source: RefSeq, a predicted model, not a curated record
GGUAAGACGACUGGGACUGCACAACAGGCAGUCACUGGACCUGGACCGAGGGACUCACGGGAACACAGGCACGGCUUACUCCAGAAAAGGAAGAACCUCCCUCCUUUCUGUCGUGAACACAAAUGCCUUGUUCUUGGAAGCGACCCAUGCUCCUGUCUGUUCAUGAGGAGCCCAUGCCCACCACAGCCUCUUUUGGCUUUGAAAUGUUCAACGUCACCACACACGUCCUCGGGUCUGCUCUUAACAGGACCCUCUCAGAGGAUGACAACUGCCCAGACACCGAGUGGUGGAGCUGGCUCAACGCCACCCAGGCCCCCUUCCUCUGGGUCCUCUUCCUGCUGGCUGCACUGGAGAACAUCUUUGUCCUCAGUGUGUUCUGCCUACACAAGAACAGCUGCACCGUGGCGGAGAUCUACCUGGGCAACCUGGCCGCUGCGGACCUCAUCCUGGCCUGCGGAUUGCCCUUCUGGGCCAUCACCAUUGCCAAUAACUUCGACUGGCUGUUUGGAGAGGUGCUGUGCCGCGUGGUGAACACCAUGAUCUACAUGAACCUCUACAGCAGCAUCUGCUUCCUGAUGCUUGUGAGCAUCGACCGCUACCUGGCACUGGUGAAGACCAUGUCCAUGGGCCGGAUGCGCGGAGUGCGCUGGGCCAAAAUCUACAGCCUGGUGAUCUGGGUCUGUACGCUGCUUCUGAGUUCUCCCAUGCUGGUGUUCAGGACCAUGAGGGACUACAGUGAGGAGGGCUUCAACGUCACCGCCUGCGUCAUUGUCUACCCAUCCCGCACUUGGGAGGUGUUCACCAACGUGCUGCUGAACCUGGUGGGGUUCCUCCUGCCCCUGAGUGUCAUCAGCUUCUGCACCGUGCAGAUCCUACAGGUGUUGAGGAACAACGAGAUGAAGAAGUUCAAGGAGAUCCAGACAGAAAGGAAGGCCACUGUGCUGGUGCUGGCUGUCCUGGGCCUCUUCGUGCUGUGCUGGGUGCCUUUCCAGAUCAGUACCUUCCUGGACACCCUGCUGCGCCUCGGCGUGCUGUCCGGAUGCUGGGACGAGCACGUUGUCGAUGUCAUUACACAGAUCAGUUCCUAUGUGGCCUACAGCAAUAGCUGCCUCAACCCUUUGGUGUACGUGAUUGUGGGCAAGCGCUUCCGAAAGAAAUCCCGAGAGGUGUACCAGGCAAUGUGCCGGAAGGGAGGCUGCAUGGGAGAACCCAUCCAAGUGGAAAACUCCCUGGGGACUCUGAGGACCUCCAUCUCAGUGGAACGCCAGAUCCACAAGCUGCAGGAUUGGACAGGGAACAAACAGUGAAGACUGGUGCAACCUAGGCUACUUAGCCUGGGUUCAGGAAGGAGCUCGAAGCAUCACCCUAGGCAGCCCCAGGGAAACAGGCAGAUGAUUCCAGACCUGUCUCACAGCAUGAGCCUGCUGUGAGGAGUGGGUGCCCUGGAGCACAGUGGGAUUAUCCUUAUUGGCUGGCACUCUGGGACCUCAUGAAUGGAGGGGUCCUGGGGUAGGGAUGGGAGUGAUAGCUCCUCCUUCCCACAGUGGGUGGGGAAGAACAGAUCUCCAGGAAAACUGCUGCUGGCUUUAGUCCUGUGGCUACAUGCACAGGAGGCCUGGCUGACUUGCUCCCGGGUCUCAUGGUUUGAUGACUUCUUGGUCUCUGAAGGUUAAACUCGAGCAGUCCCUGGUAAGGACCCCAGGACUGUGCCACUCCUCUCACCCGUGGACAAGGUGAAAAGUGAAAAAGAACCCUCCAAUGUGUUCAUGGAGCGCUUGCCGAAUACACAACAUCAGAUGCUGUGGGCAAGACGGAAGAGGGUCACAGUGAACCCCGUCUUAAAGGAACCCCAGCAUAAGUGGAGGAUGCCCAGGACCUGCAGUCCCUAGAAGGCUGCUGAUUGUGUGUGAAUGGGAGAGCUGUGGAGAGAGCAGAAAGCACAGGGCCUAGGUGAGCCAGUGGACAGCAGUGGCCUCUGCUUCCUCGGCUGUAACGUGAGAGUGUCUUGUGUGCUCUGGAAAGUGAUAGGUGUCAUGUGACUGUGUGGCAUCAGAACGCACAUUACAUAGAGACGCCUGGCACAGAGAAGGUCACUGAGCUCUGGAACUACCCCGUGGGGAACAAUCAGUGUUGGAAAACACAGGACGCGGCAGCAGGUGUCUGAGGCCCUCCUCGAUUCUACCUUUCCCUGCUAGUGCCCCACCCCCAUGCACAUACAAUAAAGCAUUUGGUACGUGGGGAGGGCGUAUAGUAGGAAAUUACCAAUACGGAGCCAGGUAGAAAUAUAAGGGUAUUUAAUAGGGAAAAGCCUUACUUACAGAGCAAACCAGCCAGCCAGUGGUAGUCUGUCCAGCAAGAAGCAAAGAGAGAUGGAAACCAAAAAUGCAGACCCCCUACUCAUUCUGACCACGCCCUUACAAGCCUGCCCAGGUACUCCUGUAGCCAGCCCCUAAGAAGGCGUGGCUACAGCUUCCCCUACAAGGGCGGGAGACUGCAAGUGUUUGUGUUGCAAGGAGACAAACAAGAAGAAUUCUGAUGGGACCUGCCCAGGGAAUCCACAGCUCACCCACAGCCUGGUUGCAAAGCAGUAGCUGUCCAGGGAAGUCCACGCUGCUUCAGAGUCCCUGUCUCGGUGACCAAAGGGUGCCAGUCAGGGGUUUAUUUGAGAGUGGCUUGCAAAGCAGUGGAAGCUACAUACGGGCAGCUGACCUACCCUAGGUCAGCUUAUUCCAGGGCAUUGACUCCAGGCCCAACUCCCUACAUGGCCACAGACUGCCUCAUGAGUGAUGGCAGAGGUGGGCUGAGCUGCCUGGGAACCCUGACUUGAAAAAGGCCCCCUGGGAUGGGGGGGGCUUUGAACACCUCUCCCACUAGAGAUGAGAGGAGAGCCCCCCAGAUUGCUUCAGGGCCAUUGGGUUCUCCAUUAGAACCUAUUUCAGGGACCUUGUAUGGGCUCAGUUGUCCGUGGAGACAGUUGUCCCAGCAACCCUGCCAGAAACUCAGGUGAGAGACACCAUACUUCUAGUUUCAGAAUCUUCCAUGGGAGUUUAUUUUUCCAUGUGUCCACAGCAGUUACUUUUCUCAUAACCAUGACAAAUUACCGGACAGAAACAGCUUAAGGGAGAAAAAAGGUUUAUUUCAUCUCACAGUAUCAAAAGGGUUUCAGUCCACUGUAGCAGGGGCAGUAUGGCGAUCAGAGCUCGUGACAGAGACAACUUCCAUCAGAGUGGCACACUGAGACUGUGUAGGAUGUGACUGACCAUCAAAGGCUUGCCCUAGUGGCUUUCACCAACUCUGUCUGACCUCCUAAAGCUUGCAUAGCUUCCCAAAUAGGGCCGGCACUCAGGGAAUAAGAUCUCUAAACAUGAACCCGGGCAGGGGAAAUUUCAGUCUCAAACUGUAACAAUGAUACAGACUGGCCCCUGUGACUCACACAACUCUGAGUCCCUGGGGAGAAAGGCACCCAUAGCCUCCAACACCAAGCCACUUAGGACCUGGCCACUCAGUAGCCCAGGACCUGUGGAGACUCGGGAAGCCAGCAGAGUUCACGGGCGUUUCUGGCCACCCGGGAGCCAAGGGAGCACCUUAGGUGGCAAAACAAAACAAAACAAAAGACCCUUGCAUCCCCAUCAAUCUGACUUUGAAUUUCCUAACAGAGAAGACCCUGGGAAAUUCCCUUUCCACCCCAUCCUGUGUCCCUCCUCCAGUAAACUUAACACAUGUAGUCGGCAAAGGAAAACAGGCGAUGCUGGAAUGCUGUUCUAGAAUGGAACCCAGCCAUGCCCAUACUGUGAGUGAAAAAGCUGGGCCUGGGCCUCAGAAGAGGUGCUGGUGGACUGUGGGCUCCAGAUACACAGCUGGCCACAGCCUGGGCUCCUCAGGUUGGUGCCUGGGUCUCUGCAAGAGGAGAGUCCCCUAGUGCAUCAUGUGGACACACAUGCUGAAGAGAAAUGGUGUGCUGUGAAAGUCCCAGAGAUCUUGUGCAGAGGAAGUAACUGGGGUGCCCAGGUGGCGGUGGGGGGGCACCCCGUGUAAACACAAACGCCUUCUGUGCAUUGGAAUAAACGGAUGAGUUUUGCAUAG